Messenger RNA from Eurypyga helias (sunbittern), 1654 nucleotides. Its product is annotated as PH-interacting protein-like. The record is from RefSeq and is a predicted model, not a curated record. The transcript has 3 exons. The annotation marks the transcript as partial. Lineage: Eukaryota; Metazoa; Chordata; Aves; Eurypygiformes; Eurypygidae.
CCCUGAGAGGAAGAGGAGAUUAAUAAAACCUCAGCUGAAGGCAGAAACUUCUGCCACGUCUUCAUCUUCCGCACCUGCACGGUCAACGGCGCUGAGACAUGCUCCACCUCAGAUGAACGGAAAAGCAGCGGAAACCUCCUCCCUCGUGCGGACUAGGAGCAAUAGGGGGGUAACAGAUGUGGCUGUGACAGAGCAACCCUCUACUUCUUCAGGAGCCAAGCCUUUAACGAUAAAGCCUUUAAUUGCAAAGCCUAAUACUACUGCAGGGUCAGGAAAGUCAGUACUGGAGAAUUCACCCAAACAUUCCAAGAACCAGAACACUGUAUCGAUACCUAGUCAAUCUGAUUACAGUCAUAAUACUAGGAAUAACUCCACAAGAGAAAACCCUGAGAAAGAGAAGCAAAUCAAGCGCAAAGUGAAAUCUUGCCCUGUUAACCAACCAGCAGACUGCAAGAAUAAUGCUCUGGCAGCAGGAAGCGUUCAGGUAAACGGACACGGGGGACAGCCUUCGAAACCUCCGGUUAAAAGAGGCCCCGGACGGAAACCGAAGGUGGAGACUAACAAUAGUAGCUGUGAAGUGGUACACAAGAAAAGAGGCAGAAAACCCAAGAAGCUACAGGUUGCGGAACAGCAAAAGGUCGCGGAGCAGAAUACGAUCCAGACCGCGAGGGAUACACCGGAAGAAGCCUCUGCUUCUACUGCAUGCAAUUCUCUUUCUGAAAAUACUAUGAAGGAAGACUUGAUACAAAAAAAAGGCCGUGGGGGUAGAAAGCCAAAAAGAAAGAUAAAGCCCCAUCAGCCAGGCUCGGACCCUUCAGUUCCUGCGAAUGUUAAAAUGCAGACAAGGAGCAGGAGGAAAAAGAUAGGGGAGCCCAUGGAGGAGGGGUCUGAGGAGCUUAAAGAUUCUGAACCUCACAUGAGAACUAGAAACCAGGGUAGGAGGACAGCCUUUUACAAUGAAGAUGACUCUGAGGAAGAGCAAAGGCAGCUAUUGUUUGAAGACACCUCCUUAACUUUCGGAACGUCUAGCAGAGGCAGAGUCCGGAAGUUGACUGAAAAAGCAAAAGCUAAUUUAAUUGGUUGGUGAUUUUUACCAAGGGUUUCGCUUGGGAAUGCUACAAAGCAGGUACAGUUACGGAAGAGCAGAACAGACUUCUGCUUCCCUGCUGCUAUUAUGGGUUAGAAGAGUAUGUUCUGAUCUGGGGAGAAAAAAUUAGCAAAAAAUGAACUGAAAGAACGUUCUUUGAAAGAAAUAUAUAUUUUAAACUUUUGCUAUUUAUUGCCCUCCAAAUAGGUUAUGCAUUUCAACAGUCGAUUUUGUUCACAGUUGAGAAUAAUUGAAGCAAUUUCUGACUGACGUACAGCGUCGAGAACUGCUCUGCUCGAGUAGUGUCUGGUAUCUCUACACAGUUAAAACAAGGUGGUAGAACUUCAAACGCCACAACCCGUAAACAGAAGUCUAUUUUUGACCAAGCAAGGUACACUUUGAUUGUAAGGUCAAGUUGCCUAGGAAGGCAGAUUUUGGCAAAAAGUGGCAGAAAAUUCACUUACGUGUCUGUCAAAUACAAAAAUACCAAACUUUGCUAAUCUGAAAAUGCUUAAUUUCAGUUGUGAUGGAAGGUUCAUCUGCAAAAGAAGCCUAGGACAGGCUGUU